AUCCUUGAAGAUGCAGAGGCUCAGCACUUGUUCCAGUCCAUCCUUCCUGAUAUGGUGAAGUUGGCACUUUGUCUCCCUACUAUCUGCACGCAGCCAAUACCUCUGCUGAAGCAAAAGAUGAAUCACUCCAUCACGAUGUCACAGGAACAAAUUGCUAGUUUUCUGGCCAAUGCUUUUUUCUGCACCUUUCCACGUCGUAAUGCGAAGAUGAAGUCCGAGUAUUCUAGUUAUCCAGAUAUUAACUUCAACAGAUUGUUUGAAGGACGAUCACCAAGGAAGCCUGAGAAGCUUAAGACACUUUUCUGCUAUUUCAGGAGAGUCACAGAAAAAAAACCUACUGGAUUGGUGACAUUUACAAGGCAGAGUCUCCAGGAGUUUCCAGAUUGGGGAAGGUCCCAGAAAAAACUGACUAGAUUGCAUGUCACCUAUGAAGGCACUAUUGAAAGCAAUGGACAUGGUAUGCUACAGGUUGAUUUUGCAAACCGUUUUGUUGGAGGUGGUGUCACUGGGGCAGGACUAGUACAAGAAGAAAUUCGCUUUUUAAUUAACCCAGAACUGAUUGUAUCUAGGCUCAUCACUGAAGUCUUGGAUCACAAUGAAUGUCUUAUCAUCACAGGUACUGAGCAGUACAGUGAAUACACAGGCUAUGCAGAAACCUACAGGUGGGCAAGAAGCCAUGAAGAUAAGACUCCAAGGGAUGAAUGGCAGCGACGCUACACCGAAAUCGUUGCUAUAGAUGCAUUUCAUUUCAGACGUUUCCUUGAUCAGUUUGGUCCGGAGAAAAUUAGAAGAGAGCUCAACAAGGCCACCUUAAUACAGAUACUGGCAGCUGCCGAGGCUGGGCGUGAUGUUGUUUAUUUUACCUUUGGGGAUGUGGAGCUGAUGAGAGACAUUUACAGCGUGCACGCUUUUCUCUGUGAGAAGGGCCAAACUGUCGGCGAUGUUUAUCGGCUGUUACUGAGAUAUUACAAUGAAGAGUGCAGAAGCUGUUCCGCUUCAGGACCAGAAGUCAAGCUGUACUCUUUCAUCUAUAGCACCGUUGAGUCCUAUGCAGAUUCUACUGAUGAUGAUGAUGAUGGUGACGAAGAAAAAGGAGUGUACUUUGAGGAUUAA
Messenger RNA from Tinamus guttatus (white-throated tinamou), 1113 nucleotides. The record is from RefSeq and is a predicted model, not a curated record. NCBI's taxonomy places the organism in Eukaryota, Metazoa, Chordata, Aves, Tinamiformes, Tinamidae.